AUGUAUGCGAAUAACAUUGGCAACAACACUGGAGGCAAUCAGAUGAUGUCAAGCAUGGUGUCACCACAAUCACAACAGUCAACAAGUCAGUACUGGUUGCCCAACAAUUCAAAUACUACUGCUACCAAUACCAAUGGUCAACAACAACAACAACAAGUAUACGAUCAACAAUAUUAUAAUCAAUACUAUUCUCAAAUGUAUCAGCAACCUCAAGGUCAACAAGGUCAACAAGGUCAACAACAAGUUCAAGGUCAGCAACAAGUUCAAGGUCAACAAGGUCAACAACAGAAUAACAACAACACUUAUACAGCAGAGCAAUAUCAAUAUUGGUAUCAACAACAACAGUAUUAUCAACAACAACAGCAAUAUAAUCAACAACAGCCACAACAACAAGUUCAACAACAAGGUCAACAACAACAAGUUCAACCACAACAACAACUCCAACAACAGACACCAACUCAACCAAUAAGUUUCUCGAUGAAGCCAUCACCAUCAAGCUCAACUAUUGUGCCUCCACCAGUCUACGUACCAAAAUCCAAAAAGGCAACUACAGACAUGUCCUCCCCAGCCGCCACAGUCAACUCCUCACCAGUCAAUCAACAACAAGUGAUGAUGCAAAACAUGCAGUACUAUCAAUAUCAACAGAACUCACUCCAACAGCCUACCCAAGGUCUGGGUCAGGGUCAGCAGACCAUGUCAACAACAACAACAAACAGUUGGGGCAAUCACAACAAUGCUGGAGUUGGAGCUGGCGCGCAACAGAUGACAAUGGCACAACAUAUUCAACAAUACCAGCAGCCAGCUCAGACGGUACCAGCACAGCCUACUGCGCCAUUGACAAAGAAGCAACAGGCAUUCCAAGCGAAACAAAAGAAGUUGUUGGAGGAUGACAAGACCAAGUUGUUCAAGGAGAGCCUCAAUCGAUUUGUGAACAGGGCAUUGGAGAAAUGUUUGCCAUCAGACCUGGACGAGAUGCAGGUCAAGGUCAAACAAGUGAUCAACGAAGCCAAGAAGAGGCCAGACUUUAACUCAAUCAAUUGGGAUAAUGAGCCAACCAUUGUAAUGGAGAAGCAAUCCAUUUGGAAACAGGAUGUUGUACCAUUGGUGUCACCAACAAAGAAGAUGAAGUUAACAAAGGCUGAUAAGAAGAGGAAACAUCUCGAGUUCCAAGAUACAGAGAAUAAUAUGAAUAAGAGAGCACAGAGGUUUGGUACUGGCUCAUCAUCAUCAUCGACAUCAUCAACAUCGUCAUCAAUGUAUUCAUCAUCUGGUGUACAAGUUUAUACGGACAGUGGCGAACUUAACUGGGAUAGUAUGACGAUCAAGGGUACAUCGAAUGAUUUGGAGAAGCCUUAUCUGAGGCUGACGUCGGCACCCGAUCCCUCAACAGUACGUCCCGAGCCAGUACUUAGAAAGACACUGGAUCAUCUGAAACGACAUUGGAAGAUUAAGGAGGACUACUCCUACACAUGCGAGCAAUUCAGAUCAAUGAGACAAGACUUGCGUGUCCAGAACAUCAAGAACCAGUUCACAGUUGAUGUCUACGAGACUCAUGCUCGUCUGGCACUUGAGAAUGGAGACAUUGGACAAUUUAAUCAAUGCCAGACACAACUGUUUGAGCUGUAUGAGAUACCAGGUAUCAAGGGAAGCGUAGCAGAGUUCUUUGCUUAUAGGAUAUUGUAUUGUAUUUAUCAGAACAAUAGUACGGACAUGACAAAGACAUUCUCAGAGAUCACAAAGGAGUUGGCCAUGCAAGAAUGUGUCAAACAUGCCCUCAGGCUAAGGACUGCAUUCUUUGACAACAACUACGUUCGAUUCUUCAGUCUAUGUAAGCAGUCCCUAAACAUGGAGAACUACAUCCUCGACAAGAUCAUACCAAGGAUAAGAAUAACUGGAUUACAAACAUUGUUCAAGGCGUUCCGUCCAACGAUACUCACUGAGCAGGUAACACUGUUGGGAUUCUCAAGUGAUAAGGAGGCUAGAGAGUACUUGGAGAAGAAUCAAUUCAAGUUUGCCGAUAAGUCAAAGACAGAGUUGGACACAAAGAUCAAUCAACCUAUUGCCGCCAAGUUGGAACCACCAGUGAUCACUGCGAUAACCAAUGACAAGUUCUAA
Molecule: messenger RNA, 2115 nt
Organism: Acytostelium subglobosum LB1
Lineage: Eukaryota; Evosea; Eumycetozoa; Acytosteliales; Acytosteliaceae
Exons: 5
Coding region: 1-2115 (704 amino acids)
Cellular component (GO): nucleus
Source: RefSeq, a predicted model, not a curated record